UUUAUAUGUCGCCUGCGAUUGGCCGCCGGUGACGACAAUCCUCCAACAUACUCCCGCCCACCGAGAGGAUCAAGUUUGAAUGAACAACAGCAGUCUAUUCAAGAGGUGGUAGUUGCAUUUGCAGUAAUUACUAAAAGUGUGUAUCAUAUCAACGGUGAGCCGAUCAAGGAUGGAUAUGAAGAAAAGAAUUCACCUAGAGUUGCGGAAUCGCACUCCGUCAGACGUAAAAGAACUUGUGCUAGACAACUGUCGCUCAAACGAAGGCAAGAUCGAGGGCCUAACAGACGAAUUCGAGGAGUUAGAAUUCCUAAGCACAAUCAACGUGGGACUGACGACAGUCGCCCACUUGCCGAAGCUAAAUAAACUCAAAAAGCUUGAACUCAGCGAUAACAGGAUCUCAGGAGGGCUGGAAGUGCUGGCAGAGAAAUGCCCCAAUCUCACACAUCUCAACCUCAGUGGCAACAAAAUCAAAGACCUCAGCACAAUAGAGCCCUUGAAAGAACUGGGGACGCUGAAAAGUCUAGACUUGUUUAACUGCGAAGUGACAAACCUGAACGAAUACAGAGACAACGUGUUCAAGCUACUACCCCAGCUCACGUACCUGGACGGCUACGACAAAGACGACAAAGAGGCGCCCGACUCCGACGCCGAGGUGUAUGCAGAGGGCUUGGAUGAUGAUGAGGAGGAUGAAGAUGACGUGGACGAGGAGGACUAUGACGACGAUGCAGCACCAGGAGACGAGGAAGAGGAUGAGGGAGAGGAGGAUGAAGAAGAGGAAAAUGAGGAAGAGGAAGAGGAUGACCUCAGUGGAGAGGAAGAAGAGGAGGAGGAUUUGAAUGACCGGGAAGUCGAUGACGAGGAUGAUGAGGAGGAGGAGCGAGGCCAGAAGAGGAAAAGGGAGCUGGACGAGGAAGGGGAGGAGGAUGACGACGACUGAGGGAGUCCUUUUGCAAGCUAUGUUGUGUACUGACUGUUUUAAACCUGUAUUUCCCAGUCACUUCCCCAACUCCCGUGUCCCCCCCCCCCCCAACCCUGCCCCGCACCCCACCCCUCCCCCGUUUCAUAUUGCAGUAGGAGUGGUUUUUGUUAUUGGCCAGUCAGGUAGAGGGGGGUUGUCCGGGGAAAUAAGUUAAUUUUCUGUACCUUCGAUGCUCCCGUGUUCCAGUCUUUAUCGUCCACUUGGAACUGCUCGGUGGACAUUUUUUUGUAAUAUCAAAUAAUAGCAAAGAUAACCUUUUUAAGAAUUGUUUUCUCACCAUUUGUGUAUGACCAAUUUCUGAUGACUUGCAUCUUAUGAAACAACCCCCGCCCCUCGCCCCCCGCCGCCCCCCAUUGCCCCAACACCAAAAAAGGAAAAAAAAAAAAGAAAGAAAAAAA
Messenger RNA from Myripristis murdjan (pinecone soldierfish), 1377 nucleotides. RefSeq names its product acidic (leucine-rich) nuclear phosphoprotein 32 family, member A (gene anp32a). The record is from RefSeq and is a predicted model, not a curated record. Gene Ontology annotation, molecular function: histone binding. Gene Ontology annotation, cellular component: nucleus. Gene Ontology annotation, biological process: regulation of apoptotic process. The transcript is spliced from 7 exons. Bases 170 to 937 code for a protein of 255 amino acids. NCBI's taxonomy places the organism in Eukaryota, Metazoa, Chordata, Actinopteri, Holocentriformes, Holocentridae.